UCCUCCCAGCCAGUUACAAAAUUAAUAGCUGAAGGGAUAGGAUCUGUGUGUGGGAGGUUAUAUUUUGGGACAACUGAAAAGAUUCCACCAUCAGAGCUUAUUGAUACAACAGGUGCCGGGGAUGCAUUUACAGGAGCUGUUUUAUAUGCGAUCUGUGCCAACUUGCCACCAAAAAAAAUGUUGCCUUUUGCUUCUUAUGUGGCAGCUGCCAAAUGUAGAGCCCUUGGAGCUCGUGCUGGCCUUCCAUACCGCACCAAUCCAUACCUGACAUCUUUUACUGAGAGUAUAGUAUAGAGUCCUAAACAGUUCAUCUAAAUCCUAGAUUAAUCAUGCAAGAAACAAGGCUUCAGUGUAGGAAUUUUUCUGCUGUCUUCCAGUUUAUAAUUAAUCAUACAGCUCAAAUGUUUGUGUUUUUAUGUCUUAGUGUAGCUAAUUGUAACUUAAAUUGUAUAGAUGUUGAUAAAAAUGUGUGUCAAGUUCCAAGUUACUAAGAUCUACUUUUUGCAAUAAAGUGUAUUUCUCUA
Molecule: messenger RNA, 524 nt
Organism: Vigna umbellata (rice bean)
Lineage: Eukaryota; Viridiplantae; Streptophyta; Magnoliopsida; Fabales; Fabaceae
Source: RefSeq, a predicted model, not a curated record